AUGCACCGUUUCUUCUUCCCUCUUGUGCUGUCUUCCCUUCGUCUUCUCUCUGCUCGUCCUCUCUUUGCUUCUUCUUCUUCUUCUUCUUCUUCUCCGUGGGCCAAGCUUGAUUACCGUCCAAGCUCCCUUACCAUGCUCCGUGGGAAGCAAAUCGGAGACGAUAUCAAAAUGUUGGUUGCAAGUUCAGGGGAAAAAAAGGGGGGCUGCGGGUUGGACAAUGAAAAGAAGGGCCAGCAAGGUGCAGACAAAAGCCAACACCUACUCCAUCUGCUAUUUUACUUCCCGCAUUGUCGGGAUUGGCUUGAAAGUCGCCAGGAAUCAGACAAGUCUUGUAUACAAUGUGGCUCUUUUUUUACUGGGGGGGGGGGAGGCGAAAAAGAGAAGAAGGAUAUUGACGUCUUGUCGGAUCAGGAGAAGGACGACGACCAGGGGGUUGAAGUGAGCAGCAAAACGAACGAGAGGCUCGAGGUUGCCGCGGCGGUAGAAACCCACUUCCGAGGCCUGUACAAGGGGAGGGGUGCUUUUUUUUUUCUUCUUCUCUCAAGUAACUACCUAAUUGUUGAGAGGCCUUUCCCCCCCCCUUCUUCCCUGUUGUUUUUUUCUCUUUCUACCACGCGAGAUGACUGGGAUGGGGCCCUGUACGGGAGUACGACCUUCAUACGACGCUGGAGGAGAGUUAGCGAAAACGGGACUAUACAGAAGGCAGAGACGACGAUGAUAGGAAAGACAAAGGGACGAAAGGCAGAGGCUGUGGAGAGAGCUGGCCGUCUCCCUUGA
Molecule: messenger RNA, 777 nt
Organism: Trichophyton verrucosum HKI 0517
Lineage: Eukaryota; Fungi; Ascomycota; Eurotiomycetes; Onygenales; Arthrodermataceae
Exons: 3
Coding region: 1-777 (258 amino acids)
Source: RefSeq, a predicted model, not a curated record